GGUCCUUUCCCUGCGCUGAGCAGCUUGGAGAGCCCUGGAGGGAGAAACUUCUGGGGAUGAUGCGCCCGCGGUUGCUGCAGCCCAGGAAGCCCUCCAGGGAAAUGGGGAAGGCGGAACCCUGCUGCGGGAGGAGUGGAGUGGAUGAACCGCGAAGCAGACCACCGGAGCAUUGGUAGGGAUCUCCUCGGACUGGGGGCUAGAGAGAGGGGGAGUCAAGACGGGACAGCUGAGGUUCUUUGGGCCCAAGGAUGCCCAGGAAAGAUACCCGCCACAACCGGGGACCUUCGGAGGAACCAGGAGGGGCCCGUGACACCGAGUCUGGAGAAUCGGCAGCCAUUAAGAUAGUGAAGCUUGAUCCAGGGGACGACAUUGGAUCGAUUCAGCAAGAAAUCACGACCCUCAGGGAUUGCCGUCACCCUAAUGUCGUGGCCUAUUUUGGCAGCUACCUCAGGAAUGACCGUCUGUGGAUCUGCAUGGAAUUUUGCGGAGGAGGUUCUCUGCAGGAAAUCUACCAUGCUACUGGCCCCCUCUCCGAAAAACAGAUUGCUUAUGUCUGCCGGGAAACUCUCCAGGGUCUUCACCAUCUGCACACCCAAGGGAAAAUGCACCGGGACAUCAAGGGGGCCAACAUCUUGCUUACCGCCAACGGCGACGUGAAACUCGCCGACUUCGGGGUCUCUGCAGAACUGACGGCGUCGGUGGCGAAACGGAACUCCUUCAUUGGAACCCCUUACUGGAUGGCUCCGGAGGUGGCCGCUGUGGAGAAGAAGGGGGGCUACAACCACCUGUGCGAUAUCUGGGCGCUGGGGAUCACGGCCAUAGAACUGGCUGAGCUGCAGCCGCCCCUGUUUGACCUGCAUCCCAUGAGGGCUUUGAUGUUGAUGUCCAAAAGCAGUUUCCAGCCCCCCAAGUUAAAAGAAAAGGCCUGCUGGUCCACAGAUUUUCACCAUUUCCUCAAACUUGCCCUCACCAAGAACCCCAAGAAGCGUCCGGUAGCAGAAAAGCUCUUGCAGCACCCUUUCAUCUGCCAGCCGCUCACCCGCCUCUUAGCGAUUGAGCUCCUGGAUAAAGCCACCAACCCUGACUUAGCAGCCGCUGCCCUGGAUGAUGGAGAUUUUGAGGCUUAUGAAGUCUUUCCUGACAAAAUCCAUUCGCAUAGGCAACACGGACAAGCGGAAGGUACCCUUGCAGAGAUCCAGCUGGAUCAGGUGAAAUUUGGUCCGCCGCUACGGAAAGAAACGGAACCGUGGUGCAAUCUGAAGGAGGAGGAGGAGGAGAAGUGGAUGCUCCUAGGAGAUGGAGAGAGCCUCCUUCAGUCGGUGGAAGAAGCACUAGAAGAGCGGAGCCUCACGAUCCGGCCGGCCUGCCCCCCGCAGCAGGCCCAUGAGGAGCAGCGGCCCAGCGGCCCCCAAGAGAGCGACACGGGCACCAUCAAGAGGGGACCCUUCUGGGAUUUCCUGAACCUGGAGCUGGCGUAUAAGCCCCCCUGGGAGCACGAGGACGGCCUUGAAACCCCAGACACGGAGCGGCAGAGAAGCCAGACCUUGCCAGGCAGCACAGAGUUGAGCAAGACCCCAGAUACCUCAGGGAAUGACUCCCCCAAACCUGCGGACUCACUUCUCUCCCUAGAGUGGGCCACGAUGAAGAGGAAAGAAGAGGCCACUAGGCUUAUCUGCCAUGGGCUGCCUCCCACCCCGAAAGUCCAUAUGGGUGCCUGUUUCUCCAAAGUGUUCAACGGCUGCCCACUGAAGAUCAAUUCGGCGACGACGUGGAUCCACCCAGAGACACGAGAUCUCUACCUGGUGGUGGGAGCCGAGGAAGGCAUUUACACCCUCAACCUCCACGAACUGCACGAGGACAUGAUGGAAAAGCUCCUUCCGCACAGAUGCUCUUGGCUUUACUGUAUGAAUAAUGUACUACUGACUUUAGCUGGGAAGUCCUCCCAGCUCUCCUCCCACAACCUGCUGGGUCUCUUCGAGCAGCGGCGUCAGCUGCAGAAGCGCCAGGUCCCUCUUUCGAUCGCCACCAACCGGUUGACGGAACGGAUCAUCCCCAGGAAGUUUGCACUUUCGUCCAAGAUAGCAGAUACCAAGGGCUGCUUGAAGUGUCGUGUGGUGCGGAACCCUUACUCUGGGAGCACGUUCCUGUGUGCUGCACUUCCCUCCAGCCUGGCUCUCCUGCAGUGGUACGAGCCCUUGCAGAAGUUCAUGCUGCUGAAGCACGUCUCAGUGAUCCUGCCAGACCCCUUGAUGCUGUUCGAACUCCUGGUGGUGGAGACGGAGGAAUACCCGCAGGCCUGCUUCGCCGUCACCGGCAGCGACCGGCCAGAGGCCGAGCUGCAUUUCAGCACCCUCUCCCUCAGCACCGGCCUCAGCACCUCAAGCCCUUCUGGCCGGCCCCUGGUCAUGGCCAGUCACGUCACUCAGAUGGACCGAGACACUGUCCUGGUGUGCUUUGAGCGCUGCGUGAGGGCGGUAGAUCUGUGCGGCGCGCCCCAGGGAGCCGUUGUUUCUGAGCUCACCUUCAGCUUCCCCAUCGAGACCAUAGUGUGCCUUCAAGACAGCGUCCUGGCCUUCUGGAAACAUGGCAUGCAAGGCCGGAGCCUGGAGUCCAGUGAGGUGACGCAGGAGGUCACAGACCAGUCCAGGGUGUUCCGGGUCCUGGGAGCCCACAGAGACAUCAUCCUGGAGAGCACGCCUACGGACAAUCCCGCGGCACAGAGCAACCUCUACAUCCUGACGGGUCACGAGAGCAGCUACUGAGCAGCUUUUCCAAAGACCUCUCCUCCCUUGGAAUGGCCUGGUCCUGCGGUGGACUGUCGGAGGGGAGGCCGUCUAGCCGGCUGGCUGUGAGCUGUGCUUGCCGAGAGCCGAGGAAGCCCGCUGAAAUGGUGGGUGUGUCUUGGGGCGGAGAAGAUUCCGCCCCCCUUCACCGUCUGUUGCUGCCAGAUGCACCCGUUUGGCGCCAGAGACGCUCUUUGCCGUUCUUGUCUUCCUGAGAUUCUGCUGUGUGCCAGGAUGAGGGGGGGAGAACCCUCUGCCCUGAUCUGGUCUAGGAACUCCUGAGAUACUUUGCAAUAAUUUGACCACUCGCCAGCCGAAAGCAUCUGCAACCUUUCCUGGCCACACCCUUGUGCCUGCUUGAACGCUUUCUAGUUCCCUCCCCACCCCGCUCGAACCCUUAGCCAUAGAGAGACUGGGUGAGACCUGAUGGCCUCACCCGGCCACCGGCGUGAAGACAAUCGUUCACCUGGGGUCCGCAAAGGGCCCCCCUCCCUCCCUUCGCACUUGAGCUUUAAUUUAAAGGUCUUUCAGGGCACUUUGAGAUGUCGACCUGCCUCCUUGAGUGGGACCAGGGGCAAAGAUUUUCAGGUGGAAUGACUGAGCUCGUGAAUCAGUCAAGCCUGAUUUGGGCCGAACUGGAUAACUGUUGCUGGGAAUUUCUGGGGUGGCUGGCGUGCGUGUCUGUGUGUCUGUCUGAGAGAGAGAGUGAGAGUGCGCAGAAUGUUUGUUGAAAAUUGGGCCUCAAGAAUACAGAUAGAUUUGGGGGCAGAUAGUGGCUGAGACAGUGAAUAUUGCCUCCCAAGGCAACUCUCUUCAAGAAACUGGGCGUACGUGUACGCUUGAGACCAGUUUCCAAGCUAGCGGGGCUGAGGAUUCCUAAUUUGCUGAUAAGCUCUUUGGAAAACUACAGUUCCCAGGGCUGGUGCAUUUUAAUGAGAUGAUCCGGCCCUUGCAAAACUACAGUUCCCAGGGUCCCUCGAGAGGGAAUGUGACAGCUGAACUGGGUUCAAGACAACCUAGAUUUUUUUGGCAGCAAGGUGUUUUCCCUUGUGCAGGCCUGCGGGACCUGUGGCCUAUCUAGCCCUACUGAUCCUGCCAGCCGUAUCGGGCUUUGCUUUUGCAAGCUCAGGCAGGCAGAAAGUCAAAACUGGGAAGAAUGGGGCUGCAUGGCUGGUGGGCUUCCUUGCACUUGUCCACACUUUGAAGGCCUGCCUAGAGGUUACAUGUUGGUUGAAUGACUACUGAUUGGUCUGUGGGGGUGCUGCGUUUGGGUCGGUCGCUGUGGUAGAGAGCUGAGCUGUCUGGCUACCUUGGGGAGCACGAGAGAAACUCAACGGUGCACAGCUAGGCCGACCGCAAUCCGCACCUUUAGGUGCCAACGAGGCUUCCCUUCCCGGGCUGCUAAUUUCUCUGUAUUGUUUUUGUUUGUUUGUUUAAUUGCUAGAGAGCUGGAAUGUUAUUGUCUGAGAAAACCAAAUUUGAAAAGAAGCUAUUUAAAAUAGAGAUUGAUAUUAAAACAGUGGUAUUUCACUCCCAGGAA
This is a messenger RNA of Hemicordylus capensis (graceful crag lizard), 4323 nucleotides long. RefSeq names its product mitogen-activated protein kinase kinase kinase kinase 2 (gene MAP4K2). The transcript has 32 exons. Gene Ontology annotation, molecular function: MAP kinase kinase kinase kinase activity; ATP binding. NCBI's taxonomy places the organism in Eukaryota, Metazoa, Chordata, Lepidosauria, Squamata, Cordylidae. The record is from RefSeq and is a predicted model, not a curated record. The coding region runs from base 249 to 2762 and encodes 837 amino acids. Gene Ontology annotation, biological process: protein phosphorylation.